Messenger RNA from Coniophora puteana RWD-64-598 SS2, 1249 nucleotides. RefSeq lists its product as uncharacterized. The coding region runs from base 611 to 1057 and encodes 148 amino acids. The transcript has 3 exons. The record is from RefSeq and is a predicted model, not a curated record. NCBI's taxonomy places the organism in Eukaryota, Fungi, Basidiomycota, Agaricomycetes, Boletales, Coniophoraceae.
CUGGAACAGGAUCGGUAGAAUGCAAUCGGCUGUCUUUUUCUGUUACACUUGAGAUGUCACAUUGGCGUAUUCUCGCAUCAUAUACCGCUCGGGUGAAGCAUAUCACAUGGCGGGUCAAUGAUCCUGUGCUCGACGUGCACGAGGAAGUCUGUAAGGCGCUACGUUUUUGCCCUGUGCAUGACCUAUUUCCGAAGCUGCAGGCGAUCGGCCUCCAUAGGCCUAGUCCCGUUCAACUAGACGUCGUGCGACACGUCAUGCUUCAUUCGCGGAUACGAUCCUUGGAAGUCAACAGUGUUCAUCCAAGGUUGGUCUUGUACUGGAUACCCGACCUCGCUCAGCGCUGUCCAUUCCUCGAAGUCUUGGUCCUCAAGGAAACUUCGACCUGGGUGAAUGCGACUCGGAGCCUCCUCCAGCCUUGUCGGUCGUCAUUUCAUCACUCAAGCACCUACGUGCGCUGAUUUGUGGCCACACCAACGAGUCAUCUCCGUGGCUGAACAAAAGCGUUCCGGCUCUCCCACAUACACUAAACUAUUUGUCACUCUGCACGCCUUCCUGGGAGGUAACGGUCAGGGGCCUCGAUAAACUAAUAGGGCCUAACUAUGGAUCUCGGAUGGACUCCAAGCAAGUUCGUAACCUGCGAGGGAUGCUCCUUGGAGUCGGUCCACGCUCUGCGCCGUCAGAUGGAGGUCCAUUGCUUACGCUCACGUCCACGCUUGGAAGCCGUGUCUCAGCUGCCCAUUUGCAGUUCUUGACCCUCCUCCACCUGCCCCGCUACCAGGUCGGCACUCCCCAACCACAGAGCACCCUGCAGCACUUCAACUUUGAGUCCUUUCAGCCGCUCACUUCGUUCUUUCAGUUGAAGGAACUAAGUCUGUUGUAUGGGCGCCCGCGUUCGAUCCACCUGAGCAACACAGAACUUCUGUAUCUCGCAUCGCACUGGCCUCACCUUGAGACACUCAACAUCCAUUACGUCCGUCACGCCUUGGCGGCGUCCUCGCUUCACGUUGCCCGUUUCGGACUUUGCGGCGCUACUUCAACGCUUGCCACGGCUGUGUAAUACCACAAUCAGGGUCGAAGUACAGCAGGCGGAGUUAGCUUCCAAGAAGCGGCGAUAUACGCAGAACAUCCAGAUCAAGAAACUGUUCCUCGUUUGGCCCCGUUACGAGGAGGAAAGCACGAUAGAGCAGCUGGCGAGUAUACUGAGGGCACCUGUCCCCAGCUUAUCGGAGCACUUAGACGAAAGCCUUCU